Messenger RNA from Enterospora canceri, 1008 nucleotides. NCBI's taxonomy places the organism in Eukaryota, Fungi, Microsporidia, Enterocytozoonidae. The record is from the annotation of a GenBank genome assembly.
AUGCUAUUGGUGAAUGAAACAGAAGAAGCCGAAAUCAAAUUUGUAGAGCAGAUCAAUGAUACAGGAGAUAGUGUGUUAGAUGACGCAUUGCGUGCAGCAGAAGCACACAGACGAAUCAGAUACAACAUCCAGAAGAUGCUGAAGCCAGGAUGCUCUCUAAAGAAAGUGAUUCAAUAUGUGGAAGAAUCCACCAGAACAAUGCUCAAAGGCGAGAGAAACAACGGUAUUGGAUUUCCUUGUGGAAUCAGCCUGAAUCACGUGGCUGCCCAUUUCAGCCUGAAUCCCUGGAAUCCUGAUAUUUUGCUAGGGGAAAAAGAUGUUCUGAAAGUUGAUUUUGGUACACACGUGAAUGGUCGCAUCAUUGACUCGGCAUUCACUGUUUGCUACGAUGAGAGAUACGAGAAGCUGUUGGAGGCAUCUCGUGCUGCAACAGAGAGGGGAAUACGGGUUGCUGGAGUGGAUGCAGCAGUAUGUGAAAUAGGAAGAGAAAUAAGCGAAGUGAUGAGGAGUUUUGAGUUGGAAGAAGGAAACAAAGUUAUUCAAAUUAAACCAGUUUGGAAUUUGAAUGGCCACUCAAUUGGGCAGUAUAGGAUACACGGUGGCGUAUCAAUACCACAGCACAACAAUGGAGACUGUACGCGAAUCAAGGAGGGAUUCAUAGCAAUUGAGACAUUUGCUACCACAGGAAGAGGAGAAGUCAGUGACUUUGGAGAGUCUUCCCAUUUCAUGCUAGGGAAAGAAAGUGGUAAGAAAAUAUACAGCAAGAAGAAUGAGGAUGUUCUGAAGAUGAUUAGGAAGGAAGUUGGGACACUUCCAUUCAGCCAUCAGCAUUUGGACCACUUUGCGAAGGAUACGAGGACGGCAGUGCAGCUGCUGGCUGCCAGGAAGUUUGUUGAUCCAUAUCCACCACUGGUUGAUAUCACUGGUUGCAAAGUUGCCCAAUUUGAACACACUGUUUAUGUGACUGAAAGAGGAAAGACGGUCGUAUCAAAGGGGGCUGAUUGGUAG